Hevea brasiliensis (rubber tree) is the source of this 951-nucleotide messenger RNA. RefSeq lists its product as uncharacterized. Bases 1 to 951 code for a protein of 316 amino acids. The transcript is spliced from 4 exons. Lineage: Eukaryota; Viridiplantae; Streptophyta; Magnoliopsida; Malpighiales; Euphorbiaceae. The record is from RefSeq and is a predicted model, not a curated record.
AUGAAUAUUGAAAGUGGUGAAGAGAAUCAGGGGAAUGAGGUUGAUGGGUGUUAUCAAGCUUCAAUAGUGAGUGGGUAUUAUUCUAGCAUUGAUAGGCUAUUUGAAUCAUACCUUUGUUAUGCCAGGGAGAAAGCAUUGUGUGAUAAGGUUAAGAAAGAAUUCUUUGCUGAUUUUAAAUCCAAAAAUAUAUUUGUUAAGUUCAUUUCAGACUUUCAUUGGGAGAAGCAAUUUCAAGAGGCAUACACUACAAGUAUGUUUAAGCAAGUUCAGUUGGAGAUUAAAUGGAUGUGGUAUUGCCAUGUACAUCAACCUACUGAAGCAGAAGAUGGUAAUGAAGGUGAUGAAGAGAUUGUGGAGGUAAUUACCUUGAAAGACAUUAGAAGAAUUAAUGAGAUGUAUUCGCUAAGGAGAUGGAGGAAAGAUGUGCAUCAUAGGCACAACAAGAUAUUUUUUGAUGCAGGGUACCAUCAUAUGACGGAAGAAUAUAAAAAGCCUAAGAAAAUUGAAAAGAUCUUUAAUGAAGCUGUAGAUAUGGCAAUGGAAAGUGUAGCAAGACUAAAACAUAUAGAGGCAUGUCUUGAGACUAUGAAGUUAGAUUUUGUCAAUUGGGAUGGUGGGGCUAAUGAAUCAAAUCACAACAUAGAUGUUGAUGCAAGGAAUGAUGAAUAUGGAAUUGUACAAACUGAAACAAGGGUUAUUAGAAAUCCAACUAUUGUAUCAACUCGAGGGCGUCCACGGGCUAAUCGCUUUAGUUCUAGUUUUCAAAGAAUACUACAUCAAAACUCUAAUCGGGGUACUCAUGGCCAUAGUCGAGGCAGAGGGCAUGCUUGUGGUCAUGGAACAACUUCAAAUAAUGCAUCAAAUGUUGGUAUAAGGAAUUUUGAUCUUAAAAUUGAAGAUGGAUUGUUUGAUUCUUCUAGUCAAGCUACCAAGAAUUGGAUCAGUCUUUAA